AGCCGGUAUCGGUGCAGUUUCAAAAUCAAAUUGUUGUGCAAUUCAACUCUUGGCUGUUAUCUUUUGGCCCAAGAGACCUAUUCCCUGCUACCAAGCUCAUCCCCGUAAGGGCCCUCAACAGUGAGCUACUUAAUCGUCUUGUUCCUUGACUGUGGGUUUUGCAGACUGGGAAGAGGCUAUUCCGAAAGUCUGGGGCUGAAAAGAGAAAGGACGAAAGACCAGGGUACCUGUGAAGAGUCACGGUUCGCGAAUUGAUUCAUGAAGGAAGUGGAAAGGGCCUUGAUAAACACUACCUCCUAGUACUGCAGCUUUCCCCCCAGGGCCACUCUUCCUGGCUGACUCACUUUCCCACUUCUUUCACAACUCAUCUCUCAUUUCUUAAGAUACCCCAUUGCACUUUUUCUUCGUUUGACAUUUCUCUCCUUCCUUGUCCUCACCAGAUACCCGUCUCACCUCACCAUCGCCAUCAUGAUGUCCCGGGCAACUACUCGCACCAUCAAGUCCGCUGUCGGACAAAUCCAGGCUCGCUCUGUGUCCAACAGCGCCGCCAGCAGUACCCCCCGCCAUCUUCUCUCCAUCAGCCAGCUUAGCCCUGCCGAGUUCUCCAAGCUUGUCCUCAAUGCUUCUGCUUACAAGCAGGCCACCAAGGCCGCCUUCGCUGCUGGCCCCGGCCAGGUACCCCGCACUUUGGACGGCAAGCUAAAGGGACGGACCGUGGCCAUGAUGUUCAGCAAGCGAAGCACCAGGACCCGUGUCUCGACCGAGGCCGCUGUGGCCCUCAUGGGCGGCCACCCCAUGUUCCUCGGCAAGGAUGACAUCCAACUGGGUGUCAACGAGUCUCUCUAUGACACUUCCAAGGUCAUCUCCUCCAUGACCUCGUGCAUGGUAGCCCGCGUCGGUCCUCACUCCGACGUCGCCGACCUCGCCAGGGACUCAUCGGUACCUGUCAUCAACGCCCUGUCCGAUGACUUCCACCCGCUCCAGGCCAUUGCCGACUUCCAGACCAUCCACGAGGCUUUUGCCACCAAGCCCGCCCACGAGGCCAGCCUCGGACUCGAGGGCAUGAAGGUCGCCUGGGUCGGCGACUCUAACAACGUACUUUUCGACAUGGCUACCGCCUGCGUCAUGCUGGGCGUCGACAUUGCCGUCGCCUCGCCCGCCGGCUACGGCAUUCCCGACCGCAUGAAGCAGAUCAUCCUCAGCGUCGCCGAGGGCGUUGCCAAGCCCGGCAAGCUGAUCGAGACUACGGUCCCCGAGGAGGCUGUCAAGGACGCUGAUAUCUUGGUUACCGAUACCUGGGUGUCCAUGGGUCAGGAGGCCGAGACCCAGAGGCGUCUCAAGGCGUUUGCCGGCUUCCAGAUAACCAACGAGCUGGCUAAGCGUGGCGGCGCGAAGCCCGGCUGGAAGUUCAUGCACUGCCUUCCUAGGCACCCUGAGGAGGUUGAUGACGAGGUUUUCUAUGGUCCUCAGUCCUUGGUCUUCCCCGAGCCGAAAAUAGGCUCUGGGCUGCCGUCUCUGCCCUUGAGGCUUUCGUCGUCAACAACGGUAGGAUACUUUGAGCAGAAGCGAUAUGACAAGGUUUCUUUUGGUUGCAUCUUGGUUCUAUCCACUCUUCGUACAUCGUAAGCAUAUCAUGGCAGCAGUAAGGCAGGCGUUGUAUUCCAUGGGUUAAGGGGGUUUGGUUGGUUAAUAUAACCAUAUUCUCAGUUACACACAAAAGUUCUUGGCUUUUUUUUUUCCCUCCUUCACAUCGGUUCGUCUUAUUGUAUUCUAUCUAGACGGGUAAUAAGACAAAAGAGAAACGACAUAAAAUGAUGACAGAUUUUUCGAGAUGCUGCAAAAGGC
Molecule: messenger RNA, 1845 nt
Organism: Neurospora crassa OR74A
Lineage: Eukaryota; Fungi; Ascomycota; Sordariomycetes; Sordariales; Sordariaceae
Gene: arg-12
Product: ornithine carbamoyltransferase
Exons: 3
Coding region: 469-1626 (385 amino acids)
Biological process (GO): L-citrulline biosynthetic process
Cellular component (GO): mitochondrion
Molecular function (GO): ornithine carbamoyltransferase activity; amino acid binding
Source: RefSeq, a predicted model, not a curated record